Phycodurus eques (leafy seadragon) is the source of this 13070-nucleotide messenger RNA. Its product is annotated as CUB and sushi domain-containing protein 3-like. The record is from RefSeq and is a predicted model, not a curated record. Gene Ontology annotation, biological process: regulation of dendrite development. NCBI's taxonomy places the organism in Eukaryota, Metazoa, Chordata, Actinopteri, Syngnathiformes, Syngnathidae.
AUAGGUUAGGGAUUAUAUAUUUCGAGUUGUGACAAUGACGCGGAUUUACAGGGAAGAAUGCUACGAGGGAUCCACGGAAGUGCGGGACGUCUCCAGCCGGAGAUGCGUUAAAUGUGGCCGAGCUCAAACCGCCACGAUGAGGAUUAGGACGGGAAUUGUUUUUUGGAAUCUCUUCUUUUCUCUCAUGCUCACCUGUGCCAAAGGUUUUAUCCAUACAUGUGGAGGCACUUUAAAGGGGAGGAACGGGACAAUAGAAAGCCCUGGGUUUCCAUAUGGUUAUCCGAAUGGCGCAAACUGUACCUGGGUGAUCGUCGCAGGAGAGGGCAACAGGAUCCAUAUAGUUUUUCAAUCUUUUGCAGUUGAAGAAGAAUAUGACUUUUUAUCUUUGUAUGAUGGGCAGCCACACCCGGCAAACUUCAGAACAAGGUUAACAGGAUUUAGCAUUCCUCCACCUGUUACCAGUUCUGGUUCCAUUUUUUCACUGAGGCUUACCAGUGACUUUGCAGUAAGUGCUCACGGAUUUAAAGCCUCAUAUGAAGAACUCUGGAGCAGCUCAUGUGGAAAUCCAGGCAUUCCACCUAAAGGCAUACUGAACGGAACCCAGUUCAGUGUAGGGUCGAAGAUCCGUUACAGGUGUAUCGCUGGCUAUGUCCUUGAUGGGCAUUCACUGCUCACCUGUGUCACAAAUGCAGCUGGUGUGUCAGUGUGGGACUUCCCUGUGCCAAUCUGCAGAGCGGAGGACACAUGUGGCGGAACCCUAAGGGGUUCCAGUGGCUUCAUAUCCAGCUUUGAUUUCCCCAGCGGGGGCUCCCCUGGCGUUGGAGGACUGGGCAGCAGUGGAGAGUGUAAAUGGACCAUCCUAGCUGACCCGGGGGAUACUAUCUCAUUGGUGUUUACGGAAUUCCAAAUGGAAGAGAAGUCUGAUUAUCUUGAAGUCGAAGGAUCAGAAUCACCUACAAUCUGGCUGACUGGGAUGAAUAUCCCCGCACCCAUCAUCAGCAACAAAAACUGGCUGCGGCUGCAUUUUGUGACAGAGAGCAAUCAUCGCCACAAAGGCUUCAGGGCUCAGUAUCAAGUGAAAAGCUCUGGAGAGCAUAAAUCCAGAGGGGUAAAAUUAUUACCGGGGAAGGACAACACUAACAAACUGUCUUUGAUGAAUGAAGGAGUCAAGCAGUUGUCCAAUUACUGUCCUGACCCAGGAGAGCCAGAAAAUGGCAAACAGAUUGGCUCAGACUUCAGCAUCGGAGCAACUGUUCAAUUUAUCUGCGAUGAAGACCAUGUGCUGCAGGGUUCCAAAACGAUUACCUGCCAGCGUGUAGCUGAAGUCUUUGCAGCUUGGAGCGACCACAGGCCCGUCUGCAAGGUGAAAACGUGUGGGUCAAAUCUACUGGGACCUUCAGGAACAUUCACAUCCCCUAACUUCCCGAUCCAAUAUGAAAGUAACUCCCAAUGUGUGUGGAUCAUCACUGCCAGUGAUCCAAACAAGGUUAUUCAGAUCAACUUUGAAGAAUUUGACUUGGAGAUUGGGUAUGAUUCACUUACGAUUGGAGAUGGAGGGGAAGUAGGGGAUUCUAAAACAAUAAUACAAGUACUAACUGGGAGCUUUGUCCCAGACCUGAUUGUCAGCAUGUCCCAUCAGAUGUGGCUUCAACUGCAAUCUGAUGAAAGUGUGGGCUCAAUUGGCUUCAAGAUCAACUAUAAAGAAAUUGACAAAGAGAGUUGUGGUGAUCCUGGUACACCACUCUAUGGCUACCAAGAGGGAAGCGGCUUUUUAAAUGGAGAUGUUCUGCGAUUUGAGUGCCAGUUUGGAUUUGAGCUCAUUGGGGAGAGGUUGAUAACCUGCCAGAACAACAAUCAGUGGUCUGCAAAUAUUCCCAUCUGCAUAUUUCCUUGUUUUUCCAACUUCACGGCUCCCAUGGGGACUGUGCUGUCUCCUGACUACCCAGAAGGCUAUGGGAACAACCUCAACUGUGUAUGGUUGAUAAUCUCAGAGCCUGGCUCCAGAAUCCACCUGGCGUUUAAUGACUUUGACCUUGAACCACCCUAUGACUUCCUCACCAUCAAAGAUGGUGACCAAUCAGGAGCCACCAUUUUGGGACGUUUCUCUGGGGCAGAAGUUCCCUCCCACCUGACGUCCAACAGUAACAUCCUGCAGCUCGAGUUUCAAGCUGAUCACUCGAUGUCAGGGCGAGGGUUCAACAUCACCUAUAGCACUUUCGGGCGUAAUGAGUGCCCUGACCCUGGCAUACCACUGAAUGCCAGGCGCUUCGGGGACAGCUUCCAACUGGGCAGCUCCAUUUCAGUGGUCUGUGAAGAGGGCUUCAUCAAAACGCAGGGUGCUGACACCAUUACAUGCCUUUUAGAGGAAGGCAAGGUGAUGUGGAGCGGCCUCAUUCCAAAAUGUGAAGCUCCCUGUGGCGGUCACUACUCAGGCCCAUCUGGGGUCAUCCUGUCCCCAGGAUGGCCAGGCUACUACAAAGACUCACUCAGUUGUGAGUGGGUCAUAGAAGCUGAGUCAGGACGCUCAAUCAAGAUCAGCUUUGACAGGUUUCAAACUGAACUCAGCUAUGACUUUCUGGAGGUACAUGACGGCCCAAAUCUACUUUCACCUCUCAUUGGCUCAUUCAAUGGAACCCAGGUUCCUCAGUUUCUGUUUAGUACCAGCAACUUCUUGUAUUUGCUGUUCACCACAGACAACAGUAGAUCCAACAGUGGCUUCAAAAUUUUCUAUCAAGUUGUUACAGUGGAUACAUACUCGUGUAUGGAUCCUGGUAUCCCAGUCAGUGGUGUGCGGCUAAGCAACGACCUGUCCAUUGGCUCUACGAUAUCCUUCCAAUGUGAUCCAGGAUAUAGACUAAGCCUUGAAGAACCACUGGUUUGUGAAAAGAACCACUUCUGGAGCCACCCUCUGCCCACUUGUGAUGCCUCUUGCGGCGGGGAUAUCAAAGUGCCUGCUGGUGUCAUCCUCUCGCCUGGCUACCCUGAGCUGUAUCCAAACUCCCUGAACUGUACAUGGACUGUGGAGGUUAGCCAUGGAAAAGGUGUGCAAUUCACAUUCCACUCCUUCCACCUGGAGGAUCACCAUGACUAUCUUCUGAUAACAGAAAAUGGCAGCUUCGCUCAGCCACUGGCUCGACUCACUGGCUCAGAGAGGCCGGCUCCGGUUAACGCGGGCCUGUAUGGCAACUUCAAAGCACAGCUCCGCUUCAUUUCGGACUUCUCCAUAUCUCUUCAGGGAUUCAACAUAUCCUUCUCGGAAUAUGACCUUGAGCCCUGUCAGGACCCUGGGACACCCCGCUUUGGCUGGCAUGCAGGCUCGAGGUUUGGCAUUGGUGACGCCCUUUUGUUCCAUUGCAACACUGGCUAUCGGCUGCAGGGGGCAAAGGAGAUAGUAUGCUUGGGAGGUGGCCGCCGUAUGUGGAGUGCCCCUCUGCCAAGGUGUGUGGCGGAGUGUGGCUCGACAGUCUCCAAAAAUGAGGGUGUUCUUUUGUCGCCAAACUAUCCUCUGGCGUAUGACAACAGCCACGAGUGUGUAUACAGCAUUCAUGUUCAAAGAGGAAAAGGCAUCAACAUCACCGCCAGCACGUUUCAUCUUGCACAAGGUGACAUCCUCAAGGUGUAUGAUGGUAAAGAUGGUGCUGCUCCACCCCUCAGCACAUACACGGGCACAUCCAUGCAAGGUCUGUCACUGACUACCACUUCCAACUAUAUGUGGUUGGAAUUCUACUCCGACCAGGAUGGCACAGCAGCAGGUUUUCGCCUCAAAUAUCAUAGUUUUGAGCUAUCCCAUUGUGAUGAACCAGGUGUGCCACAAUUUGGCUUUAAAGUCAGUGACCGGGGUCACUUUUCUGGAAGUGCGAUCUCAUAUGGCUGUGACCAAGGUUACACCCUACACGGAAGUGGCAUAAUCAAGUGCAUGACUGGCGAGAGAAGGGCGUGGGACAACAGCCUACCAUCAUGUAUAGCGGAGUGUGGUGGCAGUUUUAAGGGGAAAUCUUCAGGCCGCAUCCUUUCACCUGGUUAUCCCUUCCCUUAUGACAACAACCUGAGGUGCACAUGGAGCAUUGAGGUCAACUCUGGAAAUAUUGUCAGCCUCCAGUUUCUCGCUUUCGACACUGAGGCAUCCCAUGAUAUUCUUAAGGUGUGGGAUGGGCCUCCGGAAAAUGAAAUGCCUCUGAAGGAGGUUAGCGGCUCACUGCUGCCUGAGGGGAUUCACUCUACUCUCAAUGUGGUCACAAUUCAGUUUGAAACGGACUUUUAUAUCACCAAGUCUGGGUUUGCCAUUGACUUCUCCAGUUCUCUUGCCACUGCCUGCAGAGAUCCAGGUAUUCCCAUGAAUGGCAGUCGCAACGGGGAAGGCCGGGAGCCCGGUGACUCUGUGACCUUCUCUUGUGAUCCGGGAUAUGAAUUGCAGGGGGAGAGCAGAAUCACCUGCAUCCAAGUAGAAAAUAGAUACUACUGGCAACCCAGCCCUCCAAGCUGCAUCGCUCCAUGUGGAGGGAAUGUAACUGGAUCUUCAGGAUUCAUCCUGUCACCCAACUACCCACACCCCUACCCACACAGUAAAGACUGUGACUGGCUUAUUGCUGUCCACUCUGACUAUGUCAUCUCCUUGGCCUUUAUCAGCUUCAGUAUUGAACCCAACUAUGAUUUCUUGUACAUCUAUGAUGGGCCAGACAGCAGCACUCAUCUGAUUGGCAGUUUCCAGGACAGUAAACUUCCUGAAAAGAUUGAGAGCUCCUCCAACUUCAUGUACUUGGCAUUUCGUAGUGACGGCUCUGUGAGCUACACUGGCUUUCAUUUAGAGUACAAAGCCAAACUGCGGGAGGCCUGUUUUGAUCCAGGGAAUGUGAUGAAUGGCACAAAAAUGGGCACUGACUACAAGCUUGGAUCAAUGGUUACAUUUAAUUGUGAGGCCGGAUACCUACUGCAAGGCUAUUCUACUCUGACAUGUGUCAUGGGCAACAGCAAGAGACCAGAAUGGGACAGAGGCAAGCCAAGUUGUCAAGCUCCCUGCGGUGGUCACUUCAGCGAUUCAGAGGGCACCGUGCUGUCCCCAAACUAUCCACAUAAUUACACCAAAGACCAGAGCUGUGUGUACGACAUCUUUGUCCCAGGGGACUUUGUGUUGUUUGGCCAGUUUGUGGUGUUUCAUACAUUGACCAGUGAUGUUGUCGAGAUCUAUGAUGGAUCCUCAACGGAGUCAUCGCUUCUCUCAUCGAUUUAUGGAUCCCAUUCAGGGGAGACACUUCCUUUGAGCUCAGGAAACAAGGUAACACUCAAGUUUACCUCAAACGGAACUGACACAGCAAAAGGAUUUCAUUUUGUUUACCAAGCCGUCCCCAGGACAAGCUCCUCUCAGUGUAGCUCGGUCCCAGAGCCCCGUUUUGGGAAACGCAUAGGGAAUGACUUUGGCACAAGUAUGGGCGUGCUGUUUGAAUGCAAUCCAGGCUAUACGAUGCAUGGUGCCAGUGCCAUCAAGUGUGAGGCUGUGCCCAGUGCCCUGGCCCAGUGGAACGGCACUGUGCCCACAUGUGUUGUUCCCUGUGGAGGAGUGCUGACAGGCCGCAGAGGCACGAUACUCUCUCCUGGAUACCCAGAUCCAUAUGCUAACUAUCUGAACUGUGCCUGGAAAAUAACUGUUCCAGAGGGAGCUGGCAUCCAAAUUCAAGUUGUGACCUUUGCAACAGAGCACAACUGGGAUUCGCUGGAUUUUUUUGACGGAGUUGAUGGCAAUGCGCCAAGGCUCGGUAGUUACUCAGGCACAACGAUUCCCCAACUACUGAACAGCACAUCAAACAACCUCUACCUGACCUUUCAGUCUGACAUCAGUGUGUCGGCGGCUGGCUUCCAUUUGGAGUACACAGCAAUAGGUUUGGAUUCGUGCCCCGAACCGCAGCCCCCCACUAACGGCCACAAAGUGGGAGACCGCUACACCGUAGGCGACAUGGUGUCCUUCCAAUGCGAUCAAGGCUUCUCGCUACAGGGUAAUGCAUAUAUUACAUGCAUGCCUGGUCCUGUCAGAAGGUGGAAUUACCCUGUACCAUUAUGUUUAGCUAAGUGUGGCGGCUCCAUGACAGAUUUCAGCGGCGUCAUCCUCAGCCCAGGCUUUCCAGGAAAUUACCAGAGCAGCCUGGACUGCAGCUGGAGAGUUCGGCUUCCUAUUGGCUUUGGGAUCCAUCUGCAGUUUUUGAACUUCUCCACAGAGCCAGUUCAUGACUAUCUUGAAGUGCGCAGCGGGAGCUUGGAGACUGGAACCGUGAUUGAUCGGUUCAGCGGCUCACUGGUACCCAACGCUCUGUUCAGCACCACCCAUGAGACUACGCUCUUCUUCCACAGCGACUACUCCCAAAACAAGCCUGGCUUUAACAUUGUCUAUCAAGCGUAUGAGCUCCAAAGGUGCCCGGAUCCACACCCAUUCCGUAAUGGUAGAGUGAUCGGCCAAGACUACAGUGUGGGGAUGACCAUUACCUUUGAGUGCCUCCCGGGUUAUACUUUGCUUGGGGAGGCUUCACUCACUUGUCUGCACGGAGUCAGCAGAAACUGGAAUCACCCCAUACCUCGCUGUGAAGCUCUCUGUGGUGGGAAUGUAACAUCAAUGAAUGGCAAAAUUUACUCUCCUGGACACCCAGCUGAAUACCCCCACUUCCAGGACUGCAUGUGGACUGUCAGAGUACCUCCUGGUUAUGGCAUCUACAUCAAUUUUUCCAUUAUCAAUACUGAGCCUAUCUAUGACUACAUCACUGUGUGGGAUGGACCCGACCAGGCCUCACCUCAGAUUGGGCAAUUCAGUGGCAGUUCAGUGCAGGAAGACGUCUCCACCACCGCCAAUCAGAUCCUCAUCAAGUUCCACAGUGACUUCAGUACCAGCGGCUUCUUUGUGCUGAAUUAUUAUGCAUACCAACUGAGAACAUGUCAGCCACCCCCUCCUGUUGCCAACUCUACCGUUCUAACUGAUGACGACCACUUUGAAAUAGGGGACAUUAUUCGGUACUCAUGCCUGCCAGGCUUCACCUUGGUAGGCAGUGAGAUUCUGACCUGUCGACUUGGAGAGCGGCUACAGAUGGAUGGACCACCACCAGUCUGUCAAGUCCAAUGUCCUGCUCACGAGGUUCGUUUUGACUCAACGGGGGUAGUCCUGAGCCCAGGCUACCCUGAAAACUACCCAAACCUCCAGAUGUGCUCCUGGCUGAUAAAUGUUGAGAAGGGUUACAACAUUUCACUGCACUUUGAACUCUUCCAGACAGAAAAGGAGUUUGAUAUUUUGGAAAUAUUUGAUGGUCCAAACAUCUACAGCCAGAGCCUGGCCUCACUUAGUGGUGACAUUGAGACCCCAUUCAGUCUGACCACCACUGGCCAUCAGCUCCUGCUGCGCUGGUCAUCUGACCAUGGCACCAACCGACGAGGGUUCCACAUCAGAUAUGUGGCGACCUACUGCAGUACCCCUGACUCUCCACAACACGGUUUUGUGGUCAGUCAAACUGGGGGUCAUGUUAACAGCACGGUGCGCUGGGCCUGCGACAGGGGGUACAAGCUGAUUGGAAAGGGCACAGCUGUAUGCAAGAAGACCAACUACGGCUAUUACACUUGGGACGCAACAGUUCCGGCCUGUCAAGCUGUGUCAUGUGGCGUGCCCAAUGCGCCAGUGAAUGGAGGUGUUCUCGCUUCUGAUUAUUCCGUCGGCACACGGGUGACCUACUUUUGCAACAGUGGUUACCGGCUGUCCUCCAAAGAGCUAACGACUACAGUCUGCCAGCCAGACGGUACCUGGAGCAACCACAACAAGAUACCCGGAUGCAUCCUUAUGAUGUGCCCCAGUCUUAGCUCCUUCUCACUGGACCAUGGGAAAUGGAGUAUAGUUAAUGGGUCGUCCUAUGAAUACGGCACCAAAAUAAUUUUCACCUGCAACCCGGGAUACUUUCGUGUUGGUCCCGCUCACAUCCAGUGCCUGGCAAAUGGGGUUUGGAGUUGGAGAAAUGAAAGGCCCCGAUGCAGAAUCGCUUCAUGUGGCGACCUGCCGAUUCCGCCUAAUGGGAAGAAAAUCGGCACUCAGACUACCUUUGGAGCAUCAGCCAUUUUCAGCUGCAACCUUGGCUAUGUUUUAACUGGAUCGACUGUUAGAGAGUGUCUCCUGUCCGGACUUUGGAGUGGAACAGACACUCAGUGCCUGGCUGGUCAUUGUGGCACUCCUGAGCAGAUCGUGAAUGGACAGGUGAUCGGGGAGAACUUUGGUUACAGAGACACUGUGGUUUACCAGUGCAACUCUGGAUUUAGGCUCAUUGGGUCCUCCGUCCGGAUCUGCCAGCAGGACCACAACUGGUCUGGACAGCUCCCAGUGUGUAUCUCUGUCACGUGUGGCCACCCCGGCAGCCCCAUCUACGGCCGCACCAUUGGCGACGGCUAUAACUACAACGACGUGGUGCGCUUCUCCUGUAAUAAAGGCUACACACUGGAGGGGCCUUCUUCAGCCCAGUGCCAGGCUAACCGCCAGUGGAGCCAGCAGCCUGCAACAUGUAGAGUGGUGAACUGCACAGAUCCUGGCAUUCCCGCCAAUUCAAUCCGUGAAAGCAAGAUUGAGCAUGGCAACUUUACAUUUGGCAGUGUGGUGUUCUAUGACUGUAACCCUGGAUAUUACCCGUUUGGCUCCUCCGUGCUCACCUGCCAACCAGCUGGUCACUGGGACAAACCUCUGCCAGAAUGCAUUGAGGUGGACUGCGGCCACCCAGGUUGCCCUCCUCACGGAGUGAUGAUUGGAGAGAAGUUCACCUUUGGCUCCACGGUGCGAUAUUCCUGCUCUGGAGACCGCCAGCUCAUAGGAGACUCAUCACUCACUUGUCAGCUUAAUGGCCAUUGGAGUGGCCCACUGCCCCACUGCUCAGGCAACACUGUGGGCACCUGUGGGGAUCCUGGCACGCCUGCACACGCCACCAGGGAAGCAGGGAACUUCAAAGUGCGAAGCAAGGUGCGAUUCACCUGCGCAGUAGGACAUACGCUGUACGGCUCAGCAGAGAGGAUCUGCUUCCCCAAUGGGACGUGGUCAGGCAGACAGCCGUUCUGCAAAUCCGUGCAGUGCGGAAACCCAGGAACACCUGCUCAUGGCCGCAUUUCCCGUGUGGAUGGUACAACCUUCUCCCACUCCAUUGUUUAUUCUUGUAUGGAGGGCUAUUUCCUCUCAGGCUUGCCCACACGCCAAUGUCUGGCUAAUGGCACGUGGUCUGGCAUGGCUCCAAACUGCACAUUGAUCACUUGUGGUGACCCAGAAAUCCCAGCAAACGGGCUUAGAUUUGGCGAUGAUACCUCCGUGGGCCACAAUGUAACCUUUAUGUGCCAGCCCGGUUUUGUGAUGAUUGGAGGGGACCACAAUGUAACCAGGACCUGUACCAAAAAUGGCACGUGGUGUGGCACCAUUCCGACAUGCAAGGUGGUGAAAUGUCCGACGCCUCCAUCCAUCCCAAACAGCCUUUUGGAGGGCUCGGUGUGGGAAUGGGGCACCAGUGUGAGUUUCAGCUGUCUGUCGGGCUAUGAGCUCUCCUUCCCUGCUGUGCUCACCUGCACAGGGAAUGGGAUGUGGAGUGGAGAUCUGCCUCAGUGCUUGCCCAAGUUCUGUGGAGAUCCAGGUACACCUGCCAAAGGACGGCGAGAAGGGCGUAGCUUCAUUUUUAAGUCAGAGGUGACUUUUAGCUGCAACCCUCCCGAUGUGCUGGUAGGCUCAACAACACGAAUGUGCCUGGUGGACGGCAACUGGAGUGGAUCUCAGCCUCGAUGUAUCGAACCCACAAGAACCACAUGUGAAAAUCCAGGAGUGCCCGAACAUGGCUUCAUGAAUUACACAACUGGUUUUAAGGUGGGCAGCAGAGUGGACUUCCAGUGCCAACAGGGACACAUUCUCCAGGGCUCCAUCACCCGCCUGUGUUUAUCUGAUCUCACGUGGACCGGCACCCAGCCUACCUGUAUCCCUCAUUCGUGCAAGCAGCCGCACAGCCCAGCCAACUCCGAUGUGAUGGGGCUAGACCUGGCCUCCUAUGGUUACACCCUGGUGUACACCUGUCAGCCAGGAUACUUCCUUUCUGGGGGUUCAGAGCACCGCUUCUGCCGCUCUGAUGGCAGCUGGACUGGCAAGGUGCCCGUGUGCAGAGCUGGAUCCAAAUCACAGGAAAAAACUGUCAAACUAAUACCAGGGACGGCAAGCCCGAAAAUAAAUGUUCCUGAGGACGUCUUUGCUCCUGAUUUCCUGUGGAAAGGCUCCUAUGAUUACAAGGGACAGAAGCAGCCAAUGACGAUGGCAGUCACAAGCUUUAAUACCACAACGGGAAAAGUGAAUGUAACUUUAAACGACAGUAGCUUGGAGUUUCUGCUCUCUGGGGUGUACAAGCACCAGGAGGUGAGGUUGACGCUUCUGCUGUACCACAUGAGAGCGCUGGCCCACAGCUCCUUGAGUCGGCUUACAGAGGAGACCUGGUCGAUGGACGGAUUUGUUUCAGCUGAGCCCGAGGGCAGCAGCUUUGUGUGCCAAGGCUUUAUACAGGGUAAAGACUAUGGACAGUUUGGACUACAGAGACUUGGUUUGAGUGUGAGAGAGAAUAUUACACUCCCUGAUCCUGAAACCAACACGUCCACCAACAGCAGCUCUGUUGCUGUCGCGAUCCUCGUGCCUUUCUUUGCCCUCAUCUUGGCCGGACUCGGUUUUUAUCUCUACAAACAGAGGAAAACAGACAAAGCACAGUACACCGGAUGUUCUGUGCACGAGAACAACAACGGACAGGCCACCUUUGAGAAUCCCAUGUACAACACCAACACAAAAGCUGCCGAGGGGAAAGUCGUCCGCUUUGACCCCAAUCUCAACACCAUCUGCACCAUGGUUUGAUGCCUGCGGCAUCCGGGAGAAAGACUUCUUUGUUUACUUAAUAUGAAUAUAUAAUGACAUAUUUAGACUUUUUCCGGUUGAUGCCAAACAAAGUCAGAGAGCUGCUCAGAAAAACAAAGCACACUUUCACCAACACUGAGGUCCCUUGCCAUUUGCGGUGUAAACACAAAAGGUAAAGAAUGGAAAUGAGAAAGAAGAGGUGCCUCAUCACCUUCUUAUAGGUUGGUGAAGAAGAAUAGGGCCUUGCUACACUCUGUGAGUGUUGGUAUAAGAGCCUCUGAUCUAAUAGUUAAUGCUCUUUAGGGUAAUUAUGUCACAAUGCCAAAUGACACAUUUUUAAUUUGAUUUUCAUGCCCACGUCCCCUGUUUUGAUUUAACCUUCAGCGCUGAUGUCAUCGUCUUCUUUUUCAAGUGGCAGGAAAACGAGAACGUAAAAAGAAGUUUCCUCUCUCCGAAUACACUCGGUGCGCCCGACUUUUUAAAGUUAUAUGGCCGCUAUUUAAUUGGUUGCUGCCUCCGACUGACAAACUAUAUGGGCCUGGAUUUAAUUAUUGAAGUGCAGUACCAUUUUUCUAGUUCCAAUGGGAAAGCUUUUACUGUGCAGUAUUCUAACGCAACAAUUUCCUUGGUUUACUACUGGUUUGUGUGCCAUUAAUUUGUUUAUCCACAGAAAUGUCUUUAAAUGUGAGCGUUCAAAUGACAAAUGGUCUGUAGAAGUCUAGUCUUUUCAGUGCAUUGGUUCUAUGGGGCCGAAGUAUCUAUAUGGAAAUGAUCCAAAGUAAUUUAUUGUCAUGAGUUGUAGUUGGAUCUGCUUCUCUGUGUCCCAAAUAACUAUUGUAAAUGAGGGAACCACCUUGUGAAAUAGGCACACAUCAACAAUCUCAAAGUAGAGCAUCUUUUGCAUAAUUAUUACAGGGUCUAUUGAGUGUCAUGUUCAUGCAUGUGAGCAGCACUGAUGAUGCCCAAGUUUUAGGAUUGAAUCCAUGAUCAAAAGGCAAAGAAGCCAAGUGUCAACAUGUCGUUUGAGGCUCAGUUAAGCUUAUGCUCCUAUUCUUUCAUUAGUUCUUAUUUUACAAGAUGCAACUUCCACAUCUUCAUUGUGGUGUCGAGGUUAUGAGUACCAUUAACUCAGAGGAGUGUUUGUUGUUUUGGGGUCUAACUGUGCCUUAUGGUGCACACUCAUUGUACGCAGCCAAAUCUUAUAAUAAAGUCGCACUCAUCCUACCCUGCUCGUCCCUAGUGGCCAUGGCUGGCAUUGUCCAACGACCGGCAUCCUUUCUCCAUGUUUUUUUUUCUUUUUUGUUUUUCUCUUCCUGUGCAUUUAACCCAUUUCAGUUGCAAACAGCACACACACAAGUCCUGCAACUUGAUUGACUGUUUUGACUUUUUUCAAAUUUCCUGCCCCACUCAGUACACUUUACCUCGCUAAUUAAACAAGCAAUUAUUUUUGUCACUCCAUGUUCUCCAUCAACAUGCAUAUUUUAAAACGCUUGAUGAAUACAAGGCCUUUUAUCUGCUUCGUUGUCGCCCACCGCCACUAAGUCAUCAGCUGCUGCCAACAAAUGUACAAUAAACGUGAACGAAGAAGAAUGGCACGAACGUGAGCCCCCAUCAGUAUUAGAAUUUACAUCUGUUUGAUCCUUUCUACAUCAUAGCAGUGCCUUUAUUACUGUAUAGGCAUAUGUUUUCAAAGGACACAUAACAUUUACUGCAUUAGUAGACAUAUACUGUAUGCUGUGUAGUAAUAAAAUGCUGAGUGGUAGAGUGUGUGAGUGUGCGCGCGCGCUCAUUAUUUCAUAACUGCAUGUUGGCUCAGAGGUGAUCCACUCUGGUACGUUGUACCUCUGUGUCAUUGCUGUUACAUUUUGUACAUUUAUACAGUUUUGAUACUUGAUGGAAUUCUUUAGUGAGAUGUCUUGUGUUCUCAAUAUGUAAUAUAUUUUGCAAAGUGCAUAUUUCUUAUGGAUGAGGAUUUAAAAGAUGCAUCUGGUGAAAGCAGAGGGCAAGUAAGUUCAGAUCAGAGAUAACCUUAAAACAUGACCGUACUCUUCAGAAAUGUUAUCUAUGAAUAUGUACAUAUGCAGAUGUUUUGUAAAGAGAUAUAUUUUUUAUUCAAAUAAAGCAUUUGUAAGUUAUUGAAAAUGUUGUGUAAAAUUCACAUGUAAAUGUCAUGUAAGAUUACAAAAUGUUUUGUAUAUAUUUUUUU